Messenger RNA from Naegleria fowleri, 618 nucleotides. RefSeq lists its product as uncharacterized. Bases 1 to 618 code for a protein of 205 amino acids. The transcript has a single exon. The record is from RefSeq and is a predicted model, not a curated record. Lineage: Eukaryota; Heterolobosea; Eutetramitea; Acrasida; Naegleriidae.
AUGAACACAAAUGAAGACGUUGUAAUGAAUAGUAUCAACCAAACAUUGAUGACCCACUCAGAAGCUUUCGGAAUCAUCUUUAAACAUAUUGAGAAUUUCUCAAAAACAUUGGACGGAUUAUCUAACCACAUCAAUAAUCGGAAACAAAAGGUAAAGUCAGUUAAAUUAGUCUCCGACAGCAACCAACCAAUUAAACCUAAACAACCUCUUCCUCCAAAAACAACACUCAUAGAACAAACUCCAUCCCCUGCACAUCCUUAUCGAACUGAUGGACCAUCAAACCAAAUAUCUAAAAUCAAAAAUAUUACACAUCCAACAAACAAAUCGAAAAUCAACAAUCAAAAUAAGACAACAAACUUCAUCACCAACACAAACCUCACCAAACCAAUUGAAACAAGCACAAACCUCAUCAAACCAAUUGAAACAACUUCAAAGCCCCAAAGUCAACCCCAGCUUCAAUCUAAGAGCCCACCUAUCAACACCAGCUUCAACCUGAAUGAAUCGCAAUCGUCAUACUUGCAAAUAGCCAAGACAGCCAAGAACAUUACAUUUGAUCCAACAAAAAACUCCGCAAAUCAAAUCCUACAAUACAACAACAACCAUGUACCCUCCUGCUAA